Molecule: messenger RNA, 839 nt
Organism: Raphanus sativus (radish)
Lineage: Eukaryota; Viridiplantae; Streptophyta; Magnoliopsida; Brassicales; Brassicaceae
Product: psbQ-like protein 3, chloroplastic
Exons: 3
Coding region: 161-721 (186 amino acids)
Biological process (GO): photosynthesis; photosynthetic electron transport chain
Cellular component (GO): photosystem II oxygen evolving complex; photosystem II; chloroplast
Molecular function (GO): calcium ion binding
Source: RefSeq, a predicted model, not a curated record
UUCUAGGCAUUUUCCUUUUACUAUUAAUUUUUUUUAAAAUACCACUCUUGCAUAAAACCUACAAAAUGACAUUCUAUAUUAUUAUUUUUACAGUUUUAGCCUCAACACUAUCUUCUUCUCCUCUGCAAUCCUGAUUUGUGCUUCACUCAAUCAGAAAGACAUGGCACUCUCAAAGCCACCACCACAUUUCAGUCCCUUUGACAAUCCAAAUCCUCAUCUUGAAACUGCGGCUUCUAUCUUGACAUUCUCUUCUCAAUCAUCAAGAAGAAUACGAAGAGACGUUCUUCUCUCAAUCUCGGGAACAAUAAUCCCUCAACUGUUUCUCCUUGACCACCAACGCUCUUCCUCUGCAAAUGCUGCUGACCUUUUCAACUUCAUGGCACCACCCGAGCCCGAACGCACUGUCGAGAUUGCUAAGGAAGGAUUACGAAAAAAUGCUGAAAAUAUAAAAGAGAUAAAAGAGAAGAUGAUAGAAAAUAAGAGGUGGAAAGAAGGAGGGAAAGAGUUAAGAAGAAGUGCAUCAAACAUGAAACAAGAUUUGUAUUUAAUUAUCCAAGCAAAGCCUCCCAAGGAUAGACCUCUUCUUAGGUCUCUCUAUUCAUCUCUCUUCAAUACAAUCACCAAGAUGGAUUAUGCAGCAGGAGAUGGGAAUGCAACUAAAGUAAUGGAGUACUACAAGAGUAUUGCUGCAACUCUCGAUAAUAUUUUUACUCGAAUUUAAAUCCAAUCAGUAUGUUAAUAAAAAAAGUUUCUGAACUUCAAAGGAAUAUUGUGAAGACAAUUAUCUUAGGGAGAGAAUUUUGUAAAAAUAGUCUCAUUAUUUUAAAACACCAACGUUA